CGCGGCUGCUGCGCGCAGGGCUGCCUCCCGCCGCCGUCCCCGCCGCGGCCGCCCACCUCAGGAGCGGCCGGGGCCGCCGUCGCCGCCCGCCGGGGCCGCCGCUCGGCCGCCCGAAGAUGCCGCCGGCCGCCGACGAGGACCGCGCGCUCCUCCGCCGCCGGCGUCGCCGCCGGAGGGACCUUCUGCUGAGCCAGCUCUGCUUCCUGGCGUCGGUGGCGCUGCUGCUCUGGUCGCUGUCGAGCCUACGAGAACAGAAGGAAUUUGACCUCAUGGACCUCAUUGGGGAAGACAGAAAGUGGAUGGUGGGGAGGAAGCUGAUGCAAGUGAAUGACACUCUUACUUCUGAAGAUGCAGGGCUCUUGAGCAGCAAGAACUGCACCGAACCAGCCCUGCACGAAUUCCCCAGUGACAUUUUCACCAAUGAGGACAGAAGACAAGGCGCUGUAGUCCUUCAUGUGCUCUGUGCCAUGUACAUGUUCUACGCACUCGCCAUUGUGUGUGAUGACUUCUUCGUCCCCUCCUUGGAGAAGAUCUGUGAGCGCCUGCACCUCAGUGAAGAUGUGGCAGGGGCGACAUUCAUGGCAGCAGGCAGCUCGGCCCCAGAGCUCUUCACCUCCGUCAUAGGGGUCUUCAUCACCAAGGGAGACGUGGGAGUUGGUACCAUCGUGGGCUCAGCCGUCUUCAAUAUCCUGUGCAUCAUUGGGGUCUGCGGACUCUUCGCCGGCCAGGUGGUGGCUCUGUCCUCCUGGUGCCUGCUGAGGGACUCCAUCUACUACACGCUGUCCGUGGUUGCACUUAUUGUGUUCAUUUAUGAUGAAAAAGUCUCCUGGUGGGAGUCUUUAGUGCUUGUGCUGAUGUAUCUUAUCUACAUUGUCAUCAUGAAAUACAAUGCUUGCAUACAUCAGUGCUUUGAAAGGAGAACCAAAGGUGCUGAGAACAUGGUCAACGGGCUGGCCAACAAUGCCGAAGUUGACGACAGCAGCAACUGCGACGCCACUGUGGUGCUACUUAAGAAAGCUAAUUUCCACCGUAAAACAUCGGUGAUCAUGGUAGAUGAACUGCUGUCGGCCUACCCCCACCAGCUUUCUUUCUCCGAGGCUGGCCUUCGAAUCAUGAUCACAAGCCACUUCCCACCUAAGACCCGGCUCUCCAUGGCCAGCCGCAUGCUAAUCAACGAGAGACAAAGGCUGAUCAACAGCAGAGCCUAUGCCAACGGGGAAUCUGAGGUGGCCAUCAAAAUCCCUAUCAAGCACACGGUGGAGAAUGGGACAGGGCCCAGCAGCGGCCCGGAGAGGAGCGGGAAUGGGCCUCGGAGGGAUGAAGUGGUGGCCGAAGUGGGCAGCGAGACAGAAAAUGAGAAUGAUGACAGCGAACACAACAGCAACGACGAGGAGGACGAGGAGGAUGAGGAGGAUGAGGAAGGCCCAUACACGCCUUUCGACCCCCCGUCUGGCAAACUGGAAACGGUGAAAUGGGCGUUCACCUGGCCCUUGAGCUUCAUCCUGUACUUCACGGUCCCCAACUGUAACAAGCCACGCUGGGAGAAGUGGUUCAUGGUGACCUUUGCCUCGUCCACACUGUGGAUCGCAGCCUUCUCCUACAUGAUGGUGUGGAUGGUCACCAUCAUCGGCUAUACCCUGGGGAUACCUGAUGUCAUCAUGGGAAUCACCUUCCUGGCUGCCGGAACCAGCGUGCCCGACUGUAUGGCUAGCCUCAUCGUGGCCAGACAAGGGAUGGGGGACAUGGCCGUGUCCAACUCCAUUGGAAGCAACGUGUUUGACAUCCUGAUUGGCCUGGGACUUCCCUGGGCUCUGCAGACCCUGGCUGUGGAUUACGGCUCUUACAUUCGACUGAAUAGCAGGGGGCUGAUCUACUCCGUGGGCCUGCUCCUGGCCUCUGUCUUUGUCACGGUGUUUGGCGUCCACCUGAACAAGUGGCAGCUGGACAAGAAGCUGGGCUGCGGGUGCCUGUUCCUGUAUGGUGUGUUCCUGUGCUUCUCCAUUAUGACGGAGUUCAACGUGUUCACCUUUGUGAACUUGCCCAUGUGUGGCGACCACUGACUGCCAGGCCUCCCACACCAGGCUGUUCCUUCUUUUCUGUGCAAUACGAGACCCAGCCACAUCCCAAGUCACGUAGGCCCCCCCUCUCCGCAGGGCCGUGGCGUCUGUCUCCCGAGCUGUCCGCAGGCAGCCUCCUCUCUCGUCCUGGUGGUCCAAGCUCUUUCUGCCCUCCCUGCCACCACCACCUCGGGAAGGCAGCUCCCCCAGUCUUCUUAGGUCCUACCUACCUCCCCCCAUCAACCCCUCUUCUCCGUGUGAAGACGCUCAGUCCCCACGUGAAUUUUUAAGCUCCGUUUCUGAACCGUGACUGAGAUUCUAGGAAAAACAAAACAAAACAAAACAGAACUGGCUGCUAACUGGCCCAAGCCAGGCACAACUUCUUAACAGUCUCUCCUCCUUUUCUUAAGUUAUUUGCCAGAUGAUGAACCUAAUUUAUGUGGGGAGACUAUUGAAGCAAUAGAGCUGGAGUGUUAGGAUUAUAUUUUAGGCUGAUUACUUGGUGACUGGGUGUUGGGGUUGUGUCACUAGGGGAGAACGCUCCCCUCUUCCUUUCCCUGGGCUUGGGAUUAUCAGUGCCCUGAGGGGGCACCACCAUCCCUGGUGGGAGUGCUUAGUGGGAGAGGCACAGAAUGAGGCCACAGGGAAGGAAUGCAUUGACUGUUGCUGCCCACUGACGGACACCGGGCUGGAGCCUUGGGAAGUGGCAGGGGUGGGGGAGGGGGGAGAACGGCACAUUGCCGAGAGAGGGAUGGAGGAAGAUGGUGCCCCUCUCUCCUUGUCCAUCUCCCCAUCUCUUUCUUACUAGGUUCUCUCGAGUUUCUCUAAGCAAUAGUUCUAGCCUGCCUGAAGCCUGUGACAAGUUUCAGGCUGUCCCUGCGCAAGGUGCCAGGCAGUCAAUGACAGAAGCUUUCCCAAUGCGUAUGUGUCCCCGAGGUGUGCUCUUGUUGCUUGGUAUGUGGGAGGGCCGGGGGACCACGGGCAGUGGCCUCCCCUGCCUUUCACACAGGAGGUCCAGACACUGGUUUCUUGGAAAAUGGAGAGAAGCGCAUUUUUGCACAGAUGUUGUCAACAAGUCCCAAUCUGCCACUUGAUAUCGAGUACACUGGACCCUGACGACUGGCUCUUGGGCAAACGUCCUUCCUCAUGGAGGAGGGGGCCAUAGGGGGACACUGCUGCCACUCUGGCCUCACUGCACCCUCCCCUCCUGGAGACACGGCCUCUGGGAAGGAGAGAACAGAGAACUGACACCUUUGGAACCACAGAAUGUGUUCAACGCAGACUCGCUCAAGGCCAUAAGUUAUUGUGAGCGGUUUUGUUGUUUUUUUUUUCUUUUCCUUUUUACCAACCACUGUUCGACGGCCCUGCUAGAUUUUGUAUGAUGCCGAUUUAUGAUGCAGAUGGUCAGUUCCACCACGUUGAGAUACACCCAUGCUUGUUACACCUAUAUUUAUUGAGAACUGUGGACUCUUGCCCCAUGCAGCCCCUCGUAGUUACGUUCAGCACUGAUGGCUUAUCAUUCAUUCGGUAUGGUUCCCCCUGACCCCGUCCCUUGUACACAUUCCGGUAUGAAUUGUAAAAAAAUAACCUGCUACACAUGGGUUGGGUGUUUCUGUCUCGGGUACAAACCAAGGCCAGCAUUAGCCAAGGCAGGGGGCACCUGCCCGGCCAAGGGAAUGAGAGAGAAGUCACCAGUUUGGGCUCUCAGAGCUAAGACACACUUAUUGAUUCUGUUGCACAUUUUGCACUGGUUUAUGGCGAUUGUUUUCUCGGACAGAUAGUGUAAAAUAAACUUCUCUGUUCCGUA
Messenger RNA from Ochotona curzoniae (black-lipped pika), 3864 nucleotides. RefSeq names its product solute carrier family 24 member 3 (gene SLC24A3). The transcript has 17 exons. Bases 117 to 2060 code for a protein of 647 amino acids. The record is from RefSeq and is a predicted model, not a curated record. Gene Ontology annotation, molecular function: calcium channel activity; calcium, potassium:sodium antiporter activity. NCBI's taxonomy places the organism in Eukaryota, Metazoa, Chordata, Mammalia, Lagomorpha, Ochotonidae. Gene Ontology annotation, biological process: calcium ion transmembrane transport; intracellular calcium ion homeostasis. Gene Ontology annotation, cellular component: membrane.